Messenger RNA from Sesamum indicum (sesame), 1573 nucleotides. RefSeq lists its product as uncharacterized. Gene Ontology annotation, biological process: regulation of transcription by RNA polymerase II. NCBI's taxonomy places the organism in Eukaryota, Viridiplantae, Streptophyta, Magnoliopsida, Lamiales, Pedaliaceae. Gene Ontology annotation, molecular function: protein dimerization activity; RNA polymerase II cis-regulatory region sequence-specific DNA binding; DNA-binding transcription factor activity, RNA polymerase II-specific. Gene Ontology annotation, cellular component: nucleus. The record is from RefSeq and is a predicted model, not a curated record.
UCUCCCAGUGUUUCCCCCUCACCGAGGCUGCUUUCCGUGUAACUUGAUUUACGCUUAUGUUUUAUUUGCUCCGGCUAAGACACGGAUUUUCUACCUACUUAGCAUACAAUAUGGAUGAAAUCAAAAUUUUAGCGGAUUCGGAUUAACAUCCGCUUGUCUCUGCUUAGUCAAUCUUUUCUUUGUUUGACUCGAUGGAUGGUGUUUUCCUGUUUUUUAUUCGUAUAUUUGAUGUUGCUGGGGGAUUUCGGAUACGGUUUAUCCCCUUGCUUUUUUACAUUAUAUGUAGUAAUAAACAGGCACGCACACAUUUUCUGUUUUUAUAAGUUUUUAUUGGAGUACGCAAACGGAUGAUUCUGCGGAUCACUAUGGGAAAAAGAAAGAAAACUCAUUGUGGAAGUUCUGAGCCUGAUGACAUGGAAGGACAGAAUUGCGUACAUGAUUUGCAGUUUUUACCAAUGGGUAUUAAUUGGAUAGCAACUAAUGCUUCUGGUUUACUUGGCGACUAUGAUGCAAGCCAGCACUAUAUCAUGAACCCAGGAAGUAACUGGAUCCAUCCAGAACCUGUUCCUGUUCCCGAAUGGAUGCAUUGCCCACAAACACCUCAAAAUUAUGUUGACUUUCUGGCUGAGAGGGGGUACACUGAAAUCCAGAAACAAAUGUCUUACGACAUUUCCUCACAAGUACCUAGUUCUAGACUAGCAGAUCCUUCUCACUUGGAAGAAUAUUUGAGGCCACAUAGUGAAGGAAAUUUUAUCAUCACAUGCGUCCAGAAACAAGGCUGGACAGAAGACUGUAGCUCUGCUUUUCAAGCUUAUUCAAGUUCAUGUGCUGCUGAAUCAAAAUACGCAUCCGGAGCCCGUAGAAAAAGAUCAAGAGAGAAAGCCUACGCUGCUGAUCGUUGUCGCAGAUUGAGAAUAUCACAUUGGCUAGAUGCGUUACAGGAAUUGGUGCCUCAUUCCAAAGAAGUUGGUAGAGCAGGUUUGCUGGAUGAAGUCAUUGACCAUGUCCAGUAUCUGAAAUAUAAAGUGAAGGAUCUGUGCAGAAGCAGGCUAGGUGGUGAAUCAACUUCCAAUUCUUUUAUUUUCCUUGAGGGACAUGGACAUUAUCUUGUUCAAGAGCAGAUGCUUAAUGGGCCUCUGGAAGAGAUAAUGGGGAAGUUCAUUGAUGUUUAUCCUUCAGCAGCUACUGAAUUGUUGCAAAGCAGAGGUCUUAUAGUGAUGCCUGUGAAUUUAGUAGAAGGAUUAUGUGAUCCCAUGGAGACACUGGACAUCCAAGAAAAAGGUGCAGUUCUAAUCUCCAAGUGAUCAUCAAGAAAAAUAUGGUACGGCGUAAUUUUUGGGAUAUGCACAAUUGAUGUGAUGUUAGUGCACAGAUUGCCAACUGAUAUGACAUCACCUUCUCAUGAGUCUAUUUAUGGAGGUAAAUCAAGUGGCUUUACUAGUUAUUAUAUCUUUUGGUAGUUGGGUUGAUACUGAGUUGCCUUUGGAUGUUAUAAAGUUGGCACGUUACAAUUAGAAUUAAACGAGCGCUAAAUUGUUCAAACUCAAAUAUCAAGGAUGAACAUGAUUUUUGA